Medioppia subpectinata is the source of this 501-nucleotide messenger RNA. The record is from the annotation of a GenBank genome assembly. Lineage: Eukaryota; Metazoa; Arthropoda; Arachnida; Sarcoptiformes; Oppiidae.
AAAUCAAAGAGUUAACUUACAUGCAUUCGGAGGGCAUACUCGCCGGUGAGCUAAAACACGGACCGCUGGCCCUCAUUGACAAACAGAUGCCCGUAAUAAUGGUGGUCACCAGAGAUCCCGUGUAUGUGAAGUGUAUAAACGCAUUGCAACAGGUGUUGGCGCGCGACAGUCGACCUAUCAUUAUAUGCGAAGACACGGACACCGAGACCCAGAAGUACGCGUUCCGGUCGUUGAAGAUCCCGCACACAGUCGACUGUUUGCAAGGAAUCCUAUCCGUCAUUCCUCUACAACUACUUUCAUACCAUAUCGCAGUCCUCCGCGACUGCAAUGUCGACUGUCCCCGAAAUCUGGCCAAAUCUGUUACCGUUGAAUAACCCGUUCAUUCCAGUGGACACACAAACACAUGAAGACAAUUGGAUUCAAUGAAAAUACAUUCAACUAAAAACCAUUUUUCAAAAAAGUUUAAUUUUAUUUCUUUCCUUUAUUUUCUAUUUUAUUAUU